AUGCGCCUCUCACUCCUCCUCCUCGCCCUUGUCGGCAGCGUCUUGGCCAAACCCCUUUCCGUCCCCGUUUCUCGGGCAGCAAGCUCCGAUGCCCACACCAAUGGAAUGCGCCUCGUGCGCAAUGGCGAGUCCAACAGUUGCGUUAAACGCACUCGCCCAAACACCGUCGUGCUGGACGGCAGUUACAUGCUCUCAGCCGCAAAGGACGUUGCUCAAGGAGGAUACGGCACUGAACUUACCAACAUCCUAACACUGGCCGACUAUUGGAUGACCCAGGGCCCUUGGACUGUCACUUCAAAGAAGGUUGACGUCCCAGGUGGCACAAAGAAAGACUACGCGUCUCAGGCUCCCUACUGGUGGCCCGCAAACUGGAACGACCCGUCCUCGAGCCAGACUUGCCCUUACGUGCAGCGCGAUGGCCUGCGUAAUCCCGACGUCGACCUGUACACGGACCGCCGCGACGGCGGGUCCAUGAUGAACUCGACCUACAUGCUUUCGCUGGCAUGGUGGUACACUGGCGAUUACAAAUAUCGCGAGCACGCCGGCAAGGUCCUCCGCACGUGGUUUAUCGACGAGGCCACGCGCAUGACCCCCAACCUCCAGCAUGCUCAGAUCAUUCCGUGCGCCAACACGGGGCGCUUUAUUGGCAUCAUCGACUUUUCCCAGCAGUACACGGACGUGAUUGACGCGGUCGCGCUACUCAACACGGGAUACGACGAGGCCUGGUGCGAGGCUGAUGCGGCCAGCUUUGAGGACUGGAACCGUCAGUUCCUUACGUGGCUCACCGACUCCCCCUUCGGCAAGGCCGAGUUGGGCUACCAGAACAACCAUGGAGCUUUUGCUGCCAUGCAGAUUGCCGCCUUGGCGUCUUGGCUCGGUGACGACGCAACCGCAUCCCGCUAUCUCCAAGACCAAAAGGCUCACCUUGACGCAACCAUCUCGGCAAAUGGCAGCCAGCCGCUUGAGAUUCAGCGCACGACGAGCUUCCAUUACAGCACGUUCGCCCUCGUCGCCUACCUGCGCAUGGUGGCGAUCGGCCAAAAGGAAGGCGUCGACGUCGACCUCUGGGGAUACGAGGGCCCCGAAGGGCAGUCAAUCCCUGCUGCUGUGCGAUACAUCCUCCCUGCCGCAGCUUCCGGCGCUCAAGCGUGGCCGCACCCCGAGAUCAACUUCAAGCGGUUCGGGGCGUACGACAUUGUGCAGUUUGCCGCCGAUAUGGGCAUGAAGGAGGCCAAGGACAUCCUCGACCAGAUCGAGGAGCCGUUCCACGGCGGCACGUGGGCGCUCAGCCCCGCGGUGCAGCAGCUCGACUCGACCCUCUUCUAG
Cutaneotrichosporon cavernicola is the source of this 1326-nucleotide messenger RNA. RefSeq lists its product as uncharacterized. The record is from RefSeq and is a predicted model, not a curated record. Gene Ontology annotation, molecular function: lyase activity. NCBI's taxonomy places the organism in Eukaryota, Fungi, Basidiomycota, Tremellomycetes, Trichosporonales, Trichosporonaceae. The transcript is spliced from 2 exons. Gene Ontology annotation, cellular component: periplasmic space. The coding region runs from base 1 to 1326 and encodes 441 amino acids.